This is a messenger RNA of Symsagittifera roscoffensis, 3747 nucleotides long. RefSeq lists its product as uncharacterized. The record is from RefSeq and is a predicted model, not a curated record. NCBI's taxonomy places the organism in Eukaryota, Metazoa, Xenacoelomorpha, Acoela, Convolutidae.
UGGCCAUCUUACAUUUUAAUUAGCUAAUUGAUUUUGUACUACAGAAUGACAGUAGACGCGAGUUUGGCGAUAGUUUGGUGAUAGUGCGUGGCUCGAGGCUUGAACAAAAACAGAACGAGUUUUAGUCUUCAUUUGACAGUAAAAACGCCUUUUCAUUACUCGAAACUAACUUGACAUUUUUUUCAGAAGGUGGUGGUGAAAGCAGACAAUACCGAUUAUGGAAUUCAAGUUCAGGGCAGCUGCUGUUCUAGUUCUUCUGGCAAUGAUUCAGAACUCAGGAGCUCAAGACAUAGCCGAAUGUAUCGUGACUGACUUUGCGGCUGGCGAGAUCAUGUAUGCUUACAGUGGCAAUGUCGCCACCGGGAGUCGACCCUCUGACCCUGUGAUUAAAGUGACUGUUGGAACAAACACUGACGUGUCCCCUUUGUAUGCCAUUUCGAUGAACUCCGCAUCUUCCGAGUCCAAUCGGGAGCAAGAGUGCUGGCCCGACCUGAAACUGUGCAGGGCUACCUUGGGAAUGUUGCAGCUGGCGGCUGUUCGUCAGUACCUAUUCGGAUCAUCCGAGGCUGUGGCUACUGGUUCGAAUCCGAACCGACUCCGAAUCGCCGCAGGUGAAGGAGGGACCUUCCAAGACUGCUACGUGGUGGGACGCAGAUUGAAAUUCAUGAAUGACAGCAUUUACUCGAGCAACAGUCUGACUGAUGCGAGCUAUGAGUUCAAUGCUGGGGGCAUUACAGGCGAGGGGAACUUCUUCGGGGUCACUCAGCGACCUACUUCGGUUAACUUGUACGAAAGUGGAGUCGACUUGGUUGGCGUGCAGCUCACAUACAGCGUCACUGGAUCGGGUUCACAAAAUGCAAAUUUCGGACAAGUAUCAGGAACCGCAGCCUCGAGCGGCUCCUUCAACCCUCUGGACAUUCAAGAAGUGACUGUUUACUACACAAAUUUGAGCGGAACCAUUGUCGGGUCCACUUGCGGUCUGGAAAUCGUACACACCCCGGUGGGCGGUACCACGACAACUAUAUCUGGAGGAUGCACUACUAACCCGGUUGUAUUCACAUUCUCUUCUGGCUAUGCUUUCGCGGGUCUGGUUGGAUACACAGAUGGGACUGGUGGUAGUUUCGUCUUGCAACCCCUGGAGUACCAGCGGAUGCAGCCGAUGAUCUACUACUACGCUCGCACUCACAACAGUGUGACUCUACACGUGAACUCCUUCUGGCCCCUCUCUUCCUCACUCUCCUACUCUUACUCAAGGACCAAUGGCAUCUCAUCCCCCUCUGGACUCACAACCACUUCCACAUCCUCCAGUGGGUCAGCCGGCAACAACGGCAACACAGGGGAGAUAGCAGUGGGCCCUAUCGACACUGUGUGUGGGUGUGUGGACGUGGAUGUCACCAUUACUAACGAGUAUUCGGACGAUGGCACCUGGGAGUAUGCCUCCGGAAACUCGGACUCCAUAACCGCAUGGUCUUACGGGUACCAAAACAUGGGUUCUGAAAGUACGUCAACAACGCCCACUACCACUACCUACACCACCCCCUCUCAAUACUGGGUGGGGAGUGUGGCAGAUGAAUGCCCAGAGAAGUACAUGCGAUCCUAUCUUCCCAAUCUGGAGGGGGGUCAGUUCUUCAUAGACGGACUUUUGGGGGAGUCUACCGGGGCUCUAGCUGCAAAAUCAGACACAGAUUUCACCCCCAUCACGCAGGCUAUCAACACAAUCAUGGUCUACUUUUCUGCUAAUAACGUGGCAGGAAUCCAGCUGGGAUGGGAUGGUCAGAUGACUUAUUCCAUCGGGGACACGAAUCUGCCAUCCCCAGACAUCCUCGAAGCGCCUGCUGAAACCUACUUCAUGACAUUGUCAAUCAACGAUCUCAGUGGAGGGGGGCAGUCUCUAUCUGCUACCUAUGGACAGGCCAUUGGGCCCUGUUUCGUCGUGAACGCCCCAGUGCCAGAUGUUGCCAACAACUGGAUCAACGGUGGAAGUUUCUUCGACAUAAACUCGGACAAUGACGCGGACCAGUACCAGUUCUGGCUCUACCUCCCGGCAGACUAUGACGAGAUUCGGGCGGACAUCAGCGGCUACUUCCUGGUGGACAACGAGAACUACGGACUCACUCUCGCACCCCCCACCGGCAGCGGGGGAUUCAGCAGGGCUACAGUGGUGCAUGCCAAAUUGUACCAUCUGCAGGCGGAGCGGGGUUACACCAUUGAGUUCUGGGGAGAGUUCUAUGACGUCACUGGUCUGACAGGUGUCAACCUCACCUCUCAGCGCACAACCGACACAUUCACUUCACCCAAUGGAGUGAGAUACUAUUGUGAAGCGGAUGGUGACUCAUACGAGCAGAUCGAGUUCGAAUCUCUUCCGGACGUUGAGAUCCUUUUCGAGCAGACAGCAGAGGCUACUCAACUUCAGUCGACUGUGACCUCUAUGCAGAUGACCCCCACUGGCCCCAGCUCCCAGUCUUUCUUCUUCCCCAACACAGACUUCUUCCACUACGAGGCCAACGACAACAACUACCCCAAGUACGAUGGUUUCUCCGGCUACCCGCACGAGGCCAAGAUGUACCAGAGUUCAACAGGAGACACUUGUCUGAGCGGAGUGGCUUUGGGCUACAAAGGAGCAGAUGGUUCCGUCUAUUACCAGUGGGUUGCUGGCAAUGCCGUCGGUUCCGGAAACGCUAAUAACGAGUUUACAAUCGAAAUAGAUCAGAGGGCAACUGCAGUUUACGGACUGGUGGGUUCUCAGAACAGUUUCAAUUGUCUGGCUGCACUUCAAUUCGAAUGUUCGGCUGACUCGACCUUUAGCUGGGACUCAGCUGCAACCACUGUACAGAGGGAUGCCUUCCGCUUCGACGCAUUCGCAUGGUACGACACCACCACCCAGCAGCUGAUACAGACCCCCAUCUAUGUCCAGUGUCGCGUCAGGGCUUGCCUUAAUGGGGACACCCAAUUCUGCGUCAGAGCGAAUGAAACCAAUGCCUGCGGAAAUAAAAGAGCGAGGAGGGACGCUGCUACUCUGGGCCACGGGGAGCACUUCGAGGAGUCUAUCAUCACAGCCCCCACCCCCAUCAUCAUUCGGGAGAAGAGGGGGGCAGUGGAACCACUCAGCAUCGCGAGAGGGCCUAUCCACAUGCAGCAGCAGCCGCUAGAGGGCGCUCGAAUGGCAGCCGGCAUGUUCAGUCUGUUCGCCACCACUAUGCUACUCUCCAUGCUGGUGGUAGUCUACAAAGCAUACAAGCUCAGACACAACUACUACGCUGUCAAGGGAUACAUGAACAGGGAUACCACCUCUAAUACAAACAACCACAACUGAGCAGAACGGAAAAACCAUAUCAUACAUACACCAUCAAAAUGAGACCAUACAAGGAUGAAAGAACACUAUAAAUCUCCCAAAAGUGAGACCAUAACUAAACGAAAGACCAUACAUCUUCCUUCCGAGUGAGACCAUGAAAAGACAUCAGAUAGUUUGAUCAUAAUUAAACAACAAUAAUUUCAUCGGGUUCUUUUGGCGAUUCAAGCCACUGUAAUCUUAAAUGCUAUCCGUUUAAUGAUGUUAAUUAAUUGACUGCGCAAUUAUAUAUAGAGAAAAAAAACAGUUCCGUGGAAGCAUUCACCAUACAGUGACGCUCUAAUUCCAACAAGAUUUUAAAAAAUGUGAUGUAAAGAGAUACAUCAAAGUUGAUGCCAGUCAAAUAAUUUCAUCCUUCAUUUUUAUAUUCAAUUUAUACAGGAAAAUUUUGAUUUGUA